Cydia pomonella (codling moth) is the source of this 4490-nucleotide messenger RNA. RefSeq names its product protogenin B-like. The record is from RefSeq and is a predicted model, not a curated record. Bases 270 to 3377 code for a protein of 1035 amino acids. The transcript is spliced from 24 exons. Gene Ontology annotation, cellular component: plasma membrane; axon. Gene Ontology annotation, molecular function: protein binding. NCBI's taxonomy places the organism in Eukaryota, Metazoa, Arthropoda, Insecta, Lepidoptera, Tortricidae. Gene Ontology annotation, biological process: axon guidance; cell-cell adhesion.
ACGAUCCAGCUUGGUCUUUGAUGUCAUCGACUUGCAUCUCACGUCGCGGAUGCACCGCGCGUGCUUAAAAGCGGAAGUAUAAUGCGAUUAUCGAUUGCUAUGACAGAAAAUGCGUUGAAUGGAAGGCGCGCGCGGGGGCGGCGCGCGGGGAGCCGCGUCGUUUGCUCGCCGGCCGCCAGUUAGUGCGCCACACGACGCGGGCUGCGACGCACGUCCCACGCAGCCCGCUACGCCGGUAUUUCGAGUGUAGUGCAAAUGCUUGUGUUUAUAUGGCGCUCAUGUUACUACAAGUGCUCGUGUUGGGUGUGUUCGCGGCAGCGGCCGAUGAUGUUCCGCUAACAUGGUAUUGGUCGUCACGCACUCUCGUGCCGUGCACGCUGCCGGCGCCGGCGCCGCAGCUGCGCAAGCCGCCUCCCUUGCGCGGGGAAGACUCCCCCGCCCCUUACUCCUGGCGACGUGAUGGGGUCAACGACACUCACAAAAUUCUGGCUAAUGGCACACUAGACAUACGCAAACGUGAAGGCGCCGAUGGCGUAUACCAGUGCACCGCCGCGUUGCGCCGCGGCGCGUUGCUUAGCUACCCUGUGCGACUGAAGAAUGCGCACCUGGACAAGUUCUCCAAGUACCCUGAAAACACGACGGCCAGACGCGGACAGCCGGUGAUCUUGCCUUGCGUCGUUAGCUCAGCGCCGCCGGCCACCAUCUCCUGGCUGAAAGAUGACCGGGAUCUUCCUGCAGACGACAGAUACUAUUUGCUGAAAGAUCAGCUACUUAUAACUGAAGUGCGAGACAGCGAUGCUGGUCUUUACAGAUGCAUAGCAACAAACUCGUACGUGAACAAAACCCGUACAAGCCACGGCGGUCGGCUGCACGUGGCUCCUUCAGAACCUCAAGCCCUGGAGUUCAUGCCCACCUUCGAAGACCACCAGCUCCUAGUUCCAGAAGGGGGGGAUGCGGUCCUACCGUGUCCCGUAGCUGGAUGGCCUAGGCCAUCUGAAGUGACCUGGGAUCUGGCUGGAAAAUGGCUACACAGCGGCCCUGUGCUCGUCUUGACAGAUGUAGACGUGUCACAAGACGGUAUCUAUACCUGCAAUGUACCAGGGCAUCAGGACUUAAAGAAGACAUAUAACGUGACCGUGACUAAACCUGUCAACAUCACUCUGCCGCCGGUAUCAAAAGAAGCCAUUCGAGCCAGCACCAUCCGGUUCAACUGUACCGCUACAGGACGACCUGAGCCUAAUAUCACUUGGUACAAGGACGGAGUGCCUUUGGCUCUUACUGAGAAGAUUGGGUUGUGGAAAGCUGCGUUCCUAAACCCGGGCGACGAGGAACGUAUCGAACUGGUCAUCAACAGCAUCACUUCUAAAGACGCUGGUGUAUACCAAUGUUUUGCUAGUAACAACGUGUCAAUCGCCUCAGCGUGGGCGACGCUGACAGUCACAGGGCCGCCGGCCGUUGCUGCUCCUCAAGAUAUCACCUGCGCCCCGCUGGGGGCUCAGGAAGUGCUCGUGCGUUGGGCUCCAGUGCCUACGGAUGUGCUGGCUUAUACAGUGCACACUACUGCACAAGAACCUGGUGGAACAGGGAUGCCGCUAGGACAACCCGUGCAAGACCCUCGCGCCGUGGUUAGCGUACCUAAAGCACUCACGCCAUACCGCUUUCAAGUCCGCGCAUAUAUUCAAUCUGCCAAGGGUGCGGCCACUGAAUUCUCGGAUUUCGUGAUCUGCCAAGGCCAAGGAGUCCCAAUAAACCUGACCAAAGAUGACAAAUCGGUGUUGGUGUCAUGGCAGAGGUUCGCUAAACAGACUCCUGGGGUGGUGGAGUGGAUCCUGCAGAGUCGGAUGGUAGACGAGCAUGACGCGGUCAGCAAUGUGACUUUAGAUGGAGCAGUUACCAACUAUACCUUGGAUAUUCCCGAAGAAGGCGACCUUCAAAUCCGCGUCCUGGGCACCCGGAUGCGACCCUGGCUGCAGCAGAACCUGAGCAGCGUGCCGUGGCGCUCCUUGGACCUUAGCACUGGUGACGUACGAGCAACACCUAGAAACAUUCAAGUGACGAAGAUCACGACCCGCGGCUUCACCGUGCAGUGGGAGACCGACGACCUGGCGCCCAGGAAGUACAAGUUCCUGGUCUGCGUGCUCAAGAUCGACGAUCCGUCGAGCGACGAUGGCAAUUGUCAGUACAGCGAUAAGCACUCGGUCACAAUAAACAAUCUCCAGCCGGCCAGCGAUUACGAAGUGCGCGUGGAAACCCAGCUGCAAGACCUCGAGGCCGUCGAGGCUCAGCUGCCGUAUCGCGUGUCUACCUUGGCUGAAGAAGACGCAAAGUUGAUCUACAAGUACAUCAACACCACGACAGUACGAGUGUCAUGGAAUGGAGUCGGAAGGUACACCGUGCGACACAGGCAGAAGCUAGGGCCGCUCGGCGACUGGUCCACGGUCAACACUGAUGGGAACACCGUACUCUUGACCGGCCUGGAUCCGAACUCGGAGACCUAUGUGGAGGUGAUCAGCAACGAAGGCAAAGCCGGGAGCGACACUAUCACCAUCCCGCCGCAAAUUAAGGAUCUUAACGCCAAGGACCUGUCCUACGUGUACACGAGCAGCGGCAUCACCGUGUCGUGGGUCGGCUCCGGCCCCCGAGUGGUCAAGUUCGCGCAGAACAUUACGCAGCCGCUCGAGAAGUGGCACGUUAUCAACGUCACUGAGAACCAUGUUCAGCUUGUGGGCCUAGACCUGUCACUUCCGACGUACGUGACGGUGACGGCGCAGGGCACCGGACAAGUGCUCACCAUUCCUCCGGCCCCGGAGCAACCUUCCAUCGCCGUAGCUUUUUUGACAGGCGUGGGCAUCGGGUGCGCGGCGUGCGUGCUGCUGUUUUUGGUGGCGGCUGCACUGCUGGUGUGGCGGCGUCGCAAAAUGGCCGCAUCACCUGCCAGAUCACGACGAAGGACCAUGUCCCCUAUCGAAGGACACGAAGGAGAGAGCUCGGAAAUGAAGAACAUAGGCGGUCGGCUGGCGAACGGCGGUGCCGCAGGGGAGCCGCUCCUCAACGGACACGUACACAUCACUGAGAACCCCACGUCAAAAACCCCAAACGGUAAAAUGAAGAAGCCCCGCUACGAGCCGUUCGACGUGUCGCGCCACGCCGCCGACACGACGCUAGAGACCGUCCUCGACGCCGACUGCUCCGCCUCCUUCCUCCUCGACACCUCCCGCCGCCCCGACUUGCACACGUCGAGAUCCUCCCGCGAUCUCUCCACCGACAACUCCUACAACAAACUACCUGACGAUAACAUGAACUCCGAAAUCACCCGGAGCUCGGAAUUUACGCUAGACGACAGCAAAAUUCAGCCCACGCUUCAACCCAACGGUUGAGACCCCCGUCGCCCGACCCUCGAAUUACACAGGGAUAGGCGAUCCCUCGCAGACCUCCGGGCUGUUAGUUACUGGAGACUGUUUAGGACGGCGCGAGGAUAGCUUGGCGUGUUUUGUUCCUAAUAGACUUUAUUUUUAACGACGUAAGGCUGAUUUUUGAUAACAAGUACGAGUACAAAGUAUAAUUUAUCGGUUCUUUCAAGCGCGAAGCCAUCCUCGCGCACUUUGUUAUGGUGUAUAUAACUGUAGCCCGUUUUGGCGUGUAUAUAGAGUAAUUAAAUCGGCCUGAGAUUAUUUGGAAACAGCGUGGAGACAAUAAUAUGGCCGUGGCGCCCGCUAUGUCUAGAAAUACAGUGCCUCUGACACCGGACUUUCAGUCUCAUAGCCUAGUUUCACCAUUAGUGCAACGUAAUCGUACAAAAUAUAGACCAAAAUGAAAUCCAAACACCCAUUAUAGUACCUAAAUUCACGUGUACAUAACAUUUAAAGUAUUUAUCGAUGUUAAAUGACGGUUUAUUGUGUUUUCUGACUUUCAUAGACAAAGCCUCAGAAGCUAUAAGUUACCUUCUCAAUUUGCAUUCCAAUUUUAUUGAUUAUACUAUACCUACUGUAUGCCUCAGAUUGUACACAUACAUACUACGUACCUUUUAAAGACUGCUUCAACUGACAGACAUUAGGACAGUCAUACGGCAGAAUACAAUGGGGUAAGAAAUUGUUAAAUAGCUUUACAGAUGGCGCCAGCAUAGGCUUUACCUGUCUCUAGUUUUGUUUAAUGAGAUUUAGCUUAACGAACUAGUAACAUAAAAUCAAAAGAAGUAUUUGACACUAUUAUUAUUUAUUAGGAUUGACAGGUAAAACUUUGGUGUGUACCUGUAAUUUUUUUUUUAACGGCCAACCCCAUCGCGAAAUUUGUCGUUAGGACGUUCGAUCUCCGAAUAUCUGUCUGUAACGCAGCUAUUUUCCAACGCACAUAUAAAUAUAAUCAUGUUACACACUUAUUUUGUUUCUUCGUUACAUGCGCUUAGAUUUCAGGAUUUAUUUAGAACUUGAAUUUGCUCCAUAUUUCGUUGACAUGUACCUACUAAGAAUAGAAGAAAAUGCAUGUAUUUCCAC